This is a messenger RNA of Triticum dicoccoides, 616 nucleotides long. RefSeq lists its product as uncharacterized. The transcript is spliced from 6 exons. The record is from RefSeq and is a predicted model, not a curated record. NCBI's taxonomy places the organism in Eukaryota, Viridiplantae, Streptophyta, Magnoliopsida, Poales, Poaceae. The coding region runs from base 182 to 514 and encodes 110 amino acids.
GAAUUUAGGAGCAGGGUGUCGUUCCCCAUUUCCAUUCCGACAAGGCAGAGGGGAGAGGUCGAGCGGCGGAGGAGAGGAAGGCGAUUCCUUGUGUUCAUGGCGAUUUCGAGCUCAUCCACGGCAGGAUACUGACUUCUUCCUCUUGUUUCUCGUCGUCCGCGGCUGCUCUGCUACUAACUCAAUGGGAAGACUAGGGAAAGCCUGUCCCAAGGAUGUCCCGCUUGUUUCUUCAGUUGAGAGUGCUGAUUCUUCAAAAGAACCUUUCGUGCCUAACGAUUUUGCUGAUGAUAAUGUUAUGUCUUUGAAUUCUUCUGGUGAUGAUGAAGAGCUUGGCAAAGCACUUUACAAUUUCUAUGUGAAAAAUAAAGUCAAGCACCUGAAGAGGAAAUUGUCUUCUGUUAGUAGAAGGAAUGUUAGGCAGAAACGAUCUUCUGAUUUCCCUGUUUGUUCGACGUUCACUCGAUACUCUGGAAAGUUCUUCUCGGGAGUUGUUGAUGGCAUGUGUUCUAGGUAGCUUACCUUGAUCAUUUGAACUUUGGGCUUCAGUCUGUACCUGAUGUGAAACCUCGUAUGCUUGCAUGGAGAGGCAACAAAGUCAAGCAAUUUGCAGAGCUUG